Molecule: messenger RNA, 2003 nt
Organism: Pundamilia nyererei
Lineage: Eukaryota; Metazoa; Chordata; Actinopteri; Cichliformes; Cichlidae
Gene: klc3
Product: kinesin light chain 3
Exons: 14
Coding region: 263-1798 (511 amino acids)
Biological process (GO): microtubule-based movement
Cellular component (GO): kinesin complex; cytoplasm
Molecular function (GO): kinesin binding
Source: RefSeq, a predicted model, not a curated record
UUGAUGCUAGUGGCUGCGUAAUGACAGGAGGCGGCGGCAGGUGAACGAUUAACAGCGUUCACUUUUCUCCGUCCCUCCUCUUUAAAAAUAAAUAAACUGAAAGUUACUGUGAGCGGAGAUGUUCCGCAGUGACUGACGGGCUCCAGUUUACACAUAAAAACCAUUAUUUCAUUCAAACUGUGGAUCAACACGAAAGCGCGCCGCGGGAGUUUGGACUUAGCAGGUCGGUCGCAGUGAGAAAAGGAACCUCGGAGCAGCAGCCAUGUUGUCGGGGGAGGAGAUUCUGUGUAGCACGCAGCAGGUGAUCGCAGGGCUGGAGGCGCUGAGAGGGGAGAACCGCAGCCUGCUGGAGAGCCUGCAGGAGGCGCUGGAGAGCCGGGCGGUGCCAGAGAGCAGCAGCGUUGAGCAGGAGAAGACCAGCAUCAUCCACCAGUCGCUGGAGAGGAUAGAGCUGGGGCUGAGUGAGGCACAGGUGAUGAUGGCGUUGUCAGCUCACCUCGGUUCUCUGGAGGCAGAGAAACAAAAGCUACGAGCUCAGGUUCGUCGUCUCUGUCAGGAGAACCAGUGGUUGAGGGAUGAGCUGGCUGGCGCUCAGCAGCGGCUUCAGGACACGGAGCAGGAGGUGGUCACCCUCGAGGAGCAGAACAGACACCUGCAGUUCAUGUCCUCCAUACGCAAGUAUGACCAGGAUGAGCCGCCUCUGGAUGACAAAGACACUUCCUCCAACAAAGAGUCUCUGGAUGACCUCUUUCCUGCUGAGGAUGAGGAGCAGUCUUCGAUGUCCCAGCCUCACCACAGCAGUGCAGCAGCUGCAGCCCAGCAGGGCGGCUACGAGAUCCCCGCCCGCCUUCGAACGCUCCAUAACCUGGUCAUCCAGUACGCAUCCCAGGGACGAUAUGAGGUCGCGGUACCGCUGUGCAAACAGGCUUUGGAAGACCUGGAAAAGUCCUCUGGCCACACUCACCCAGACGUAGCCACCAUGCUCAAUAUACUGGCGCUGGUGUACAGAGAUCAGAACAAAUACAAAGAGGCCGCCAACCUGCUGAACGAUGCUUUGGCCAUCAGGGAGAAAACUCUUGGGAUGGACCAUCCGGCUGUGGCAGCGACGCUCAACAACCUGGCAGUGCUUUAUGGGAAAAGAGGAAAAUACAAGGAAGCAGAGCCGCUUUGUAAAAGAGCUCUAGAGAUCAGAGAGAAAGUUCUCGGUACAGAUCAUCCAGAUGUGGCCAAACAGCUGAACAACCUGGCUCUGCUGUGUCAGAACCAGGGGAAGUACCAGGAAGUGGAGCAGUACUACGAGCGCGCUCUGCACAUCUACCAGAGCAAGCUGGGACCAGACGACGCCAACGUGGCUAAAACCAAGAACAACCUGGCAUCAUGUUAUCUUAAGCAGGGGAAAUACAGACAAGCUGAAGCUCUUUACAAAGACAUCCUGACCAGAGCGCAUGAAAAGGAGUUCGGGUCUGUUGAAGGUGACGGGCGUCCCAGCUGGUCCGGCGUGGUGGAGGACGGUGGGUCCACACAGGACGGACUUAAGCGCAGUGGCUCCUUCACCAAACUCAGAGAGUCGAUCAGGCGAAGCAGCGAGAAACUGGUCCGAAAGCUGAAAGGAGUCGGAAUGGAGGAAACAACCCCAAGGAAUGCUGGGAUGAAGAGGGCAAACUCGCUGAAUGUUUUGAACGUUGGCGUCAGAGAAAGUCAGGAUGGCAGCGAGUCGAGUCAGCUGACGGAUACUCGAGGCUUGAGCUCCAGCACUCAGAGUCUGAUGAGAAGAGGCUCACUCGGUGGGAACAGCUAACGCAAAAAUAAGAAUAUCCCCUAAAAACGCAACACCUUUCAAAGAUGACGAUCGGCACAGAGCAGUGUGUUUAAUCAGUGUGGGAACAUCAGGCCUGAGUGGAUUCAUCAUUUUUAGUCUUCAAGGAAAAAAGAUAAUUGACUCGACUAAGAUGCUUCCAAAAAUCUGACUUUUAAAAUUAGUUUGUUUCAUUCUAAAAACGCAC